GGGCACCUGGGACCAACUUCGUGAAGCGGGGAGCCAGCCGGGGGGGUGGGGGGAGCACAAGACUUUCGGCCUCGGCCCCUCCAAAGAGCCGAGAGAUGACCGGGAAAGCGGGGGAAGCGCUGAACAAGCCCAAAGCCGAGACAGUGGCCAAGAGUACCUCGGGGAGCGCCCCGGCCAGGUGCACCGGGUUUGGCAUUCAGGAGAUCCUGGGCUUGAACAAGGAGCCCCCCAGCUCCCACCCGCGUGCUACCCUCGACGGUCUGGCCCCCGGGCACUUGCUGGCUGCGCGCUCCGUGCUCAGUCCCGCAGGAGUGGGCGGCAUGGGGCUACUGGGGCCCGGGGGGCUCCCCGGCUUCUACGCACAGCCCACCUUCCUGGAAGUGCUGUCCGACCCGCAGAGCGUCCACUUACAGCCGCUGGGCAGAGCGUCGGGGCCGCUGGACACCAGCCAGACGGCCAGCUCGGAUUCUGAAGAUGUUUCCUCCAGCGACCGAAAAAUGUCCAAAUCGGCUUUGAACCAGACCAAGAAACGGAAGAAGCGGCGACACAGGACAAUCUUUACCUCCUACCAGCUAGAGGAGCUGGAGAAGGCAUUCAAUGAAGCCCACUACCCUGACGUCUAUGCCCGGGAGAUGCUGGCCAUGAAAACGGAGCUGCCCGAAGACAGGAUACAGCAGGUCUGGUUCCAGAACCGCAGAGCCAAGUGGAGGAAGCGGGAAAAGUGCUGGGGCCGAAGCAGCGUCAUGGCCGAGUAUGGACUCUACGGGGCCAUGGUGCGCCACUCCAUUCCCCUGCCGGAGUCCAUCCUCAAGUCCGCCAAGGACGGCAUCAUGGACUCCUGCGCCCCGUGGCUGCUGGUUCAAGAUGGCUUUCCCAGGCGCUUUUCUAAACCCGAAUACCAACAAUUCUUUUUAGGGAUGCACAAAAAGUCGCUGGAGGCGGCAGCCGAGUCAGGGAGGAAGCCCGAGGCGGAGCGCCAGGCGCUGCCCAAGCUCGACAAGACGGAGCCGGAGGAGCGGGGUACCGAGCCCCCCGCUGCCAUGUCCCAGGAGGAACUGAGGGAAAACAGCAUCGCCGCGCUCCGAGCCAGAGCGCAGGAGCACAGCACCAAGGUGCUGGGGACUGUGUCCAGCCCCGACGGCCUGGUCCGCGGCGCCGAGGAGCCGGAGCGAGAGGAGGCCGCGGACGAAGAUAGGCCGGCGGAGAGGCUGAGUCCAGCGCGGCUCGAGGACGUGGCUUAGGCCAAGGGUGCGCGCAGACGCUGGAGCCCCAGGACUCUCCUCUCCUCGGGGGCCUGUGGUGUGCGAGGUGUUCUCCCAGGCGAGGCCCGGGCCCCGCAGGCCCUCCGUGCACCACCCCCCAGGUGACUCCAGGCACAACUCGGUUGUGGCUGGGGCUUUGGGCCACGCUGAGACAUCCCUACCUAGUUCUGACCUGUCCAGCACCUUCCUCAUCCUCACAGCCCUGCCUCAGAAGCCUUCCUGCUGCCCCAGACCACCCCCUCAGGCUGCUUCCACUCAGUUCUUCGACUACUCUCACUGUCUGAAUCCACCUCUGGUCUCUUGCUCCAAAGCGCCCUCCUUCCCAGCUCUGUAGCCACCGGUGGAUUCUGUUCUGCCCAGACCCAAAGCUCUCAGCUGCAAAUACUGCCACCGCGGCCCCAGGGACGGAGAACCUGCUCUCCACUCUGGUGUCCGGAGCGCCUCAGCCCCCCAGCAGAACUCUGCUCCCCCUUCCGCAGUGUGGGUGUCCUGUCCUGCCAGCCUCCGGUCACAACCUCUGCCUGCCUCCACCACUGGGGCCCAGCUUCCAGAUUAUACUUGGAAAGCCUCGGCCUUGGGCCCCUCGGCCAGCCUUCAUGUCAUGCCCUUCAGAGUCAGCGUCAGGAACCCGCCCUCCACACCCAGCCUGUCCCACUGUUCCUCCCCGCAAAGAUGCCAGGGUCACGGCGGGGGGGUGGGGGGGGGGUGUACAAUACCUGCAGUGAGGCCAUGGCGGGCCCUGCAGCCAGGGGGCACCUCUCACAGGUGCUGUAGCUACUGCCCCUUUGGGAAGCCAAAUCCUCCAGCCGGGACCCUUGGGUAUGUGUUCUGGAACAUCCUGACCUCUGAUACCCUGCUUGUGACCCUGACUUGCUGUGCAAGGCAUCCUUCCCCUAGAGCUUCUUGCAAAUUACUGGCUUGCUUGUGCCCUGCCUUGGAGCCACCCAAUCCAGCUGUAAAAUGAACACACAGGAAACCACACAUCUUGACUCAACUUAUCCAGGUCAUUCCUGGAGUGGGCCUGGGGCUAUAAAUAGGCAUCAUGAGUUGAUCACAAGAAAGGCUUGAGAAAAGCUGAAAGGAGAGUAGGGGAGGAGCCAGUGUUAGACCCAAACUAUAGGCACGCACUCCUUCAGGCCAGCUGUGAGCCGUGGGGCGUGUUCUCUAGUCAGGCAGUGAUGGUGUUGGAAGAGGGGACGGGGUUUCUUCCUGUCUGCUGAUGGGAGGACUCAUCCAUACUGAUGGCAUCUUUGCAACGGUCCCUUCCACCCCCAGGCCAGACGCAUGUCCCCCUCACUCCCAUGGAUUUUUCUCUAUCAUCCCACCCACCUUUGCGGGGAAUCCCUUGCAAGAGAAAGGCCUGAGACAGUGAGUUGGGAUUUUAAUUUCAUAUCAGAAGUUGAUUUCUUAUUCAUUCCAUUCAUGGACCUUUCCCCCAGUUCUUCUUGUCUUUGUCUCCUUUUGGUUUGAAGAGUUAGAUGGUAGCCCCUGGUGUGUAAAUAAUGUACAUAGAGUCAGAAGAAAGAAACUUGAUAUUGAAGUGUUUGAAAUAUGGAACUGUAAUAACUUCUAGGUAUUCAAACCUGUGAUUUCUGUGCCAUUUUCUGUAAAGAUACAAGUAAGAAUAAAAUUGAUGUAAAAACA
Bubalus bubalis (water buffalo) is the source of this 2906-nucleotide messenger RNA. It is a transcript of the gene VSX2, whose product is annotated as visual system homeobox 2. NCBI's taxonomy places the organism in Eukaryota, Metazoa, Chordata, Mammalia, Artiodactyla, Bovidae. Gene Ontology annotation, cellular component: nucleus. The record is from RefSeq and is a predicted model, not a curated record. The transcript is spliced from 5 exons. Gene Ontology annotation, biological process: regulation of transcription by RNA polymerase II. The coding region runs from base 96 to 1241 and encodes 381 amino acids. Gene Ontology annotation, molecular function: DNA-binding transcription factor activity, RNA polymerase II-specific; sequence-specific double-stranded DNA binding.